Messenger RNA from Aspergillus costaricaensis CBS 115574, 969 nucleotides. Its product is annotated as inositol monophosphatase family protein. The transcript has 3 exons. NCBI's taxonomy places the organism in Eukaryota, Fungi, Ascomycota, Eurotiomycetes, Eurotiales, Aspergillaceae. The coding region runs from base 1 to 969 and encodes 322 amino acids. Gene Ontology annotation, biological process: signal transduction; phosphatidylinositol phosphate biosynthetic process; inositol metabolic process. Gene Ontology annotation, molecular function: inositol monophosphate 1-phosphatase activity. The record is from RefSeq and is a predicted model, not a curated record.
AUGAGAACCAUGGCUCCUAAAUCUUACGCACAUGACGGUAAACCCAUUGAUCUUGACGAGAUCCAUGAUUUCCUGAUCAGCCUGGCCUUCCGUGCUGGGGAUAUCAUCAACAGCGCUCUACCUACCGAUGAUAGUACUGGAUCAAAGAUGAAUUCUAUGCGGUUUGGUCGUGCAGAUGAACGAAGCUCCGCUAACCCUAUCCUUUUAGCUGCUGAUAUCGUCACUCGAUAUGAUAAAGCCGUUGAAACUAUGAUAUCCUCUGCCUUAAUGGAAAAAUAUCCAUCAUACCAGUUUCAUGGAGAGGAGACCUAUGACCCAGCCCAUCCCCUAACAGAUGCACCCACGUUUGUAGUUGAUCCUAUCGAUGGUACGGUCAAUUUUGUGCAUGGAUUUCCCUGCUCCUGUAUUUCUCUUGGAUUCGCUGUUCGCCGUGUACCCAUUGUAGGUGUCGUCUUCAACCCUUUAACUCGCACUCUUUAUUCUGCAAUACAAGGCUGUGGGUCAUACUUGAACCGCACCACCAAGCUUCCCUUAAAGGGCAAUGAUAUAGGGCCAUUGAAAGGCCUGGAAAAUUCACUCAUCGGUAUUGAGUGGGGCUCGGAGAGGACAGGUGCCAAUUGGGAAACAAAGGUGCGAACUUUCGAGAAACUCGGCCGAGCAAAGGAAGAUGGCGGUGCAAUGGUCCGUUCGAUGCGCAGCAUGGGUUCUGCGGCGCUGAACCUCUGUGCUGUCGCAGCUGGGACUUUAGACAUAUACUGGGAAGGAGGUUGCUGGGCCUGGGAUGUUUGUGCAGGCUGGGUAAUACUGACCGAAGCAGGUGGUGUCAUGAUAGAUGGAAACCCAGGAACGUGGGAAGCAACUCUCGAUGGAAGAAAAUACCUUGCUGUUAGAGCAUGCUCCGAUGAGAACAGCAGGCUGGAGCUCAUUAAGGAGUUUUGGGGGCAGAUUCAAGGAAGUUUUGAAUACUGA